Antechinus flavipes (yellow-footed antechinus) is the source of this 1915-nucleotide messenger RNA. It is a transcript of the gene RAN, whose product is annotated as RAN, member RAS oncogene family. The record is from RefSeq and is a predicted model, not a curated record. Gene Ontology annotation, cellular component: cytoplasm; nucleus. Gene Ontology annotation, biological process: ribosomal subunit export from nucleus; protein import into nucleus. Bases 151 to 801 code for a protein of 216 amino acids. The transcript is spliced from 7 exons. Lineage: Eukaryota; Metazoa; Chordata; Mammalia; Dasyuromorphia; Dasyuridae. Gene Ontology annotation, molecular function: GTP binding; GTPase activity.
AACUAGAGCUCGGAGGAAACGCUCGAGCGCGCUCACCCGGCAGCCUGAGAAGUGCUUUUGGGGCGCCUGCGCAUGCGCACGCGCACACGCUAGUCGGGAGCCGAGGUGGUACAGAGACCGAGCUCAAGAGCGCGGUAAAGAACCAUCACGAUGGCCGCCCAAGGAGAACCCCAAGUGCAGUUCAAACUUGUAUUAGUUGGUGAUGGAGGUACUGGAAAAACCACAUUUGUAAAACGUCACUUGACUGGUGAAUUUGAGAAGAAGUAUGUAGCCACCUUGGGUGUUGAAGUCCAUCCUCUCGUGUUCCAUACUAACAGAGGUCCUAUUAAAUUCAACGUAUGGGAUACAGCUGGCCAAGAGAAAUUUGGUGGUCUGAGAGAUGGUUAUUACAUCCAAGCUCAGUGUGCCAUUAUAAUGUUUGAUGUAACAUCAAGAGUUACUUACAAGAAUGUACCUAACUGGCAUAGAGAUCUGGUACGAGUAUGUGAAAAUAUCCCUAUAGUGUUGUGUGGCAACAAAGUGGAUAUUAAGGACAGAAAAGUCAAGGCGAAAUCAAUUGUCUUCCACAGGAAGAAGAAUCUCCAGUACUAUGACAUUUCAGCCAAAAGUAACUACAACUUUGAGAAGCCCUUCCUUUGGCUUGCUAGAAAACUUAUUGGAGACCCUAAUUUGGAGUUUGUUGCCAUGCCUGCUCUUGCACCUCCAGAGGUUGUCAUGGACCCAGCACUGGCAGCACAGUAUGAGCAGGACUUACAGAUUGCUCAGACAACUGCGCUCCCUGAUGAAGAUGAUGACCUGUAAGGGAAUGAAGCUAGAGCCCAGCGUCAGAGGUCUAGUUUUAUAGGCAACUGUCCUGUGAUGUCAGUGGUGUAGCGUGUUUGCCACUUUAUUAUAUAGCUGAGCAGAACAUGUGCUUAAUCUUUGGGAUGCUGAAGGAGAUGAAUGGGCUUCGGAGUGAAUGUGGCAGUUUAAAAAAUAUAAUUCAUAUUUUGGACCUGCGUAUUUAGCUGUUUUGGACCGCAAUUACGUCCCCUUGAGUUUCAAAUAUAAGACUGCUGCAGUCCCAUCACAAUAUUCAGUGGUGAAUCUUGUUUGUUACUGUCAUUCCCAUUCCUUUUUUCGUUUAGAUCAUAAUAAAGUUGUAUUUCAAAUAUCUAAGCAAGUGAGCUUUAUCCCUUGUUUACAAUAAGCAUUUUAAAACCUGUUUUGUAAGGUCUUGUGGUAGAUGUAUACCAUGUUACUAUUUAAAUGGCCUUCACAUUUUUAUGACUAGUUGUUUUUAAAACGUAUUUCAAACAUCAGUAAAAUAACAUCUGAGUCAUACAUUUCACAAAUUAAAGAUAGGGGCUGGACAGGUUAAAACUUUGUGCUACUGUUAGAUGGUCACAACUUGGUAAUAAAGUUUAAAGGUGUGAGUGUAUAAUUUAGUUAAAACUUGAGUUUUCACACUAGCUGAAUGUAGUGUACCUAAGGUGACUUGUGGAAGAAGGGUAAAGUUGAAGAAUAAAAUAAUCACAUAAGUGUUGUACAUUUUUCCUGUGUAUGAGCUGUCAAUAGAAUAGAAUUUUAAUUUAUGUGGAUUGAGUAUCAAUUGAAUGCAGCUUUUAAAAGAUUAUAUUGCUUUAACAUACAUGGGAAUGGUAACCAUGCUUUAAAUGGGUGGCUUGAGGUGAUUAUGGAAAUAAACUAGACUCUGUUAACUUCAACUUUGAUAAGCUUUAAAUCCACUGUAGGCAAAGUAUUCUUGUUGAGAAGGAAGCAUAUCAAGACAAAAGUCAUAAAUCAGGUAAUGCUGUGAUGACCACCACCGGAAUAGUGAGAAAAUGGACCAUAUUCAGUGAUGUCAAUCUAAAUUGAAGCCUUGGAAUGAGUUUUGUAUUUUGGGUUCUAUAAUAAAAGUGAAGCAUUUAAUUUA